Messenger RNA from Callorhinchus milii (elephant shark), 2067 nucleotides. RefSeq names its product neuronal acetylcholine receptor subunit alpha-3-like. Gene Ontology annotation, molecular function: transmembrane signaling receptor activity; acetylcholine-gated monoatomic cation-selective channel activity. The coding region runs from base 60 to 1406 and encodes 448 amino acids. Gene Ontology annotation, biological process: signal transduction; nervous system process; monoatomic ion transmembrane transport. The record is from RefSeq and is a predicted model, not a curated record. The transcript has 5 exons. NCBI's taxonomy places the organism in Eukaryota, Metazoa, Chordata, Chondrichthyes, Chimaeriformes, Callorhinchidae. Gene Ontology annotation, cellular component: postsynaptic membrane; neuron projection; synapse.
GAUAUACCCGGCCAGUGGAGAAUGUGUCUGAAGCUGUCACCGUUUAUUUUGAGGUGUCCAUGUCUCAGCUGGUUAAAGUGGAUGAAGUCAAUCAGAUCAUGGAAACCAACCUGUGGUUAAAACAUAUCUGGGACGAUUACAAAUUGAGAUGGGAUCCAGCUGAAUUCGGAGGCGUCGAGUCCAUCAGAGUCCCCUGUGGAAAAAUCUGGAAACCAGACAUCGUCUUGUACAACAAUGCAGUUGGUGAUUUUCAGGUGGAAGACAAGACGAGAGCUCUGCUCAAGUUUAACGGCACAGUGACCUGGAAACCGCCGGCUAUAUUCAAAAGCUCCUGCAGGAUGGAUGUCACCUAUUUCCCAUUUGACUAUCAGAAUUGCAGCAUUAAGUUUGGCUCCUGGACCUAUGACAAAGCCAAAAUUGACCUCGCCCUGAUCGGAUCCACCAUCAACCUGGACAACCUGUGGGAAAACGGCGAGUGGGUCAUCAUGGAUGCGUCAGGAUUCAAGCAUGACAUUAAGUACAACUGCUGCGAAGAAGUCUACGCAGACAUCACCUACUCGCUCUAUAUCAGGCGGUUGCCUCUGUUCUACACCGUCAACAUGAUCAUCCCUUGUCUGUUGAUCUCCUUUCUGACAGUCUUGGUUUUCUACCUUCCGUCUGAUUGCGGGGAGAAGGUAACUCUUUGCAUCUCGGUCUUACUGUCUCUCACUGUCUUUCUUCUUGUUAUCACGGAAAUUAUACCUUCCACCUCACUCGUCAUCCCUCUGAUUGGGGAGUACCUUCUGUUCACGAUGAUCUUUAUAAUCCUAUCUAUUGUUAUCACAGUGUUUGUGCUCAACGUGCAUUAUAGGACACCCAAAACCCACACCAUGCCAUCGUGGGUAAGGACAAUCUUUGUAGAAUUGCUGCCGAGAGUAAUGUUCAUGGUCAGGCCCACCAAGGACUGGGAGGCCGAGAAACCUCAACAAAUCAGGUACCCUGACUGCACAGAGCUCUUCAACCUCAACAGCCUCAGCUCCAGCUCAGAAGCAAAGUGCUCCAAAGUGAGUUCCCUCGGCCAGGAUUCCCGAUGCAAUUGUUACAGGCGCCACAUGGCGAGGAACCCAGAUGCUGGAGGCAGUGUGAUCUCCGCUUGCAGUCCAGAUUUCUUGGACUCCCUUCUCGCCAUCUCGGUCUGCCCUGAAAUCCAGCAAACCAUCGAGAACGUCAAGUACGUGGCCGAGAACAUCAAGCUGCAGAACCAAUGCAACGAGGUUGAGGAUGAUUGGAAGUACGUUGCCAUGGUAAUCGAUAGGAUUUGCCUCUGGCUCUUCAUCCUGGUGUGCGUUUCGGGCACUGUAGGUUUGUUCCUGCAGCCACUGAUGCUGGGAGCUGAAAAUACGAUUGCUGAGACCAGCGGAGGCUGAUAUGAACACAGGACCACCCCCCCACCAUCAUUCACCCCCGCGUGCGCACACAUACAUAACCAGGAGUAAAGUAGGUGGGAAAAUGUAGCUUCAAUUGUUAGGAAGAGACCUGUAACAAAACGUGCUUCUAUAUACAUUUAUAUAGCACCCUUCACUUAGGAUAAUGUGUUGGGAGCAUUCUGCAGUGGCUGGAUUGUGAAUACAUACACAGCGUAAACAAUAUAUUGCAAUUAUUUGCCAGUACAAAAUGGAAGAAAAUGAGGAAGAUAAUGUCUCGGGGUUGGAAGAAGACUGGACAGGGUCACAAUGGAAAUGACUAAUGUUUAGUUUAGUUCUAACUGCUGUAGAUCUGACCUGGGAAAUUUAAAUGCAUAUUUGUGCUGUGGGGACUGGAUUAAGAUAUUUAUACCAAGAUAUGGGAUUAUACAUGGGACUACUUGUCUUUAUAGCGCUGCAAUACAUUGGUUAAACAUGCUGAAUCGUUUGAGGAAAGGGAAGACUUUGGAAUCUUUUAUGUUUGUUUUCAUUAAUAAAAUUAUCUCAAAUUUGGAUGUCAAAAAGUGUUGUAUUUACACACAAAGUACAGUAUUCUGAAACAUGAAACAAAUUGUUUGUUCUUAAAGCACAUGCAUAACUCAAAUAGAGUUCAACAUUCCAGCUU